AGAAGGUUCGCGCAUGCGCGAAGGGGUUCAAUCCGACCGAAAUCUAGGAUCUAGAAUUUUGGCCAUCUAACGGUACUUUCCAAAGGUUUUGAUUUUUUGACACGCUAGAAAACCGUUCAUUUCGUCUCCUUGUUGUGACUGUUGUGAGUGAUUGUAUUAGAGAGUGUACAGAAUUCAACGCACGACCGAUUUUGAAUCGCCCGUUCGUUGUUUGCGAGACGCCUAAACUUGUCCCAGACUUAAAUGGAUAUAAAUUGCAACACGCGGCCCCGUGACAUGCUCUGUGGAAUAUGCAAGAACAUUUUCCUCUUUAGUUUCACCUGAUACACUUCGAGCCGGAGGGUUAAGAUAACGUUACGUUUCGAAGCGCUUGGAAUUUUCGAGAAGCGUCCGGAUUUUUUUCCUUCGGCGGUGCGAAGGACGUGGGGCGGUCUUGUGAGGGGAUAAUGACAUCGCGAGAGGCGCAAGACUUUCGCAUGGCGUACGAGAUGCACGAAAAGUUGAAUUGUUUAGGCGUGACAGAAAACGCAGUUGGCACGAAUCAGAAUAAUUACAUACGAUUGUCAUUGGUCGAUCAAGAGCUGGAAUUGAUCGAUCCUACUCCUAACAUCCAUACGAUGUUCGUGCAGUUCGACAGACGAUUCUUCUGGAAUAGUUUAUCUUCCGUCGAGGUCAAGUGGAGUAACCGAAUGAAAUGUGCUGCUGGAAUUUGUUCCUUCCGCGAUCGUAAUAAACAAUGUGUGAUAUCACUCAGUGCACCACUACUCAAGCUCAGACCAAGGAAGGAUCUAGUAGAAACCUUAUUGCACGAGAUGAUCCAUGCGUAUUUAUUCUUAACAAAUAACGAUCGAGAUCGCGAUGGUCACGGACCGAUUUUCUGCAAACACAUGCAUAGGAUAAAUAGAGAAGCAGGGACCAAUAUAACGAUUUAUCACAACUUUCACGACGAAGUGAAGCUGUAUAGACAGCAUUGGUGGAAAUGUAACGGACCCUGCCAACAUAAGCCGCCAUUUUUCGGAAUGGUUCGACGAAGUAUGAAUCGUGCACCCGGUCCGACGGACUUCUGGUGGCAUGAGCAUAAGCAAAAUUGCAACGGUCAAUUUGUAAAGAUCAAAGAGCCGGAGAAUUUCAAAUCGCGUUCAAAGCAAAGCACCGACAGAUCAAAACCGAUAUCAAAGGACAGCAAAACGAAUCGAAGCAUAACCGAUUGGCUUCCAAAAAAUAAAAUUCUAUACGUACCCACGUCUUCGAAAGCCCUUAAUAGCCCUAGUAGUAACGCCUCCAAGAUAUGUACGGAUAACGAUAAGCCUAGCACGAGUAAAGGCCAUGAGGCGAAUUCAUCUCGCACUUCUGGGAAAGAUAGUCAAGAUUUAUCGCAGAGCAUUAAGAAGCUCGGCAGCGAUAGUAACAACGUGCAUGGCUGGGUUAUUAGUGGGCCGAGCGAGAACGCGCAAAAGGACGAUGCGAAGAAUCUUUCCAAGAACCCCGCGUUUUCUUGUUCCGGUGUUCUGGGGGGCAGUAAUAGUGGUCGGAGUAAUCUCCUCACCAAAUUCGACGUCGAUCAGAGCCGUUUGUACGAAUCGUUCAGGAGAAAGGCAAUCGCGAAAUCGUCAUCGGCAGCGGCGGGGGGGCAGAGAUCCGCUGCCGAUAAUCCAGCCCUAAAUCUAAGUCAACCGAGAAAUAAUUUCGUACACUGUCCCGCAUGUAAUGCACCCAUGACUUCACAAAACAUAUACAGCCACAUAGACUCAUGCCUAAUGAACGACAAUUCAUCGUUGAUCGACGAGAUCAAUAAUAAUAUCAAUAAUAAUAAUAACAAUGAGGAGUUAAUGCUGCCUAUUCGAACGUUCUCCCCGCCGGUGGUGGAGCAGAAUGUCGAUGCUGACGUGGGUCCUAAUAAGCGCUUAAAGGUAGACGAUUCAAGUGAAUACGUCACUUGUCCUGUUUGCGGUAGAAUGAUGCCGGACACGGAUAUCAAUCAGCAUCUCGAUGAGUGUCUAGUGGAAGCAGAUACAGCCCGUAAAGCUGCCAUUCCCUCCACCUCUCGCAAAUCAUUCGAUGACGGUGUAAUCUGGUCUAUAGACAGUUCCUUCAACUCCGAUUUGGAUGAUUCUGCAUUGACUGAGGACCCGGAAGCACAACCUAGUACUAGUAAAAAGGAUGCGGAACGUGAACACAAGUGUUUAGUUUGCAACGCACAGAUCGCACCGGAAAUGUCAUUAAAUGAACAUCUCGAGGAAUGCAUUGGAGGCCUCUUUAAUGACGACACGAUGGUAAUAGAGGAUAAUGAGGACGGUAAUGAUGAUCUUGCUGUAGAAAAUAAUUCUGCGGAAAACAAAUAUCCCUGUCCAGUAUGUAUGGAGGUAAUAUCGGAAAAUCUUAUGAACCAGCAUUUAGAUAUGUGCCUUAAAAAUGAAUAAGUGAUCUUGUGAACGAAAAGAACGACGUGAACGAAUGAACUAUUUUAUGGAUAACGAAACGGCAUUUUUUUUUUAUCUAAAUAAGUAUCGUAAUAAAUAUCUUUUCAUAUGUAAUUUUCAUUUUUUUUUUCGAUAUCGCGAUUUUAUACGAGACAAAGGUAAAAUGUAAAAAAAAAAUAAAAUGAGAAAAUUAUUAGGAAAUAAAUAUGCAAUUAAAAAUGAUGUUUGUAUAUUACUUGUCACGUAUUAUAAAGAAAUUUGAGGUACACCACGACGAAACCUGCAUUACGAUAAAAGGCACAAUUUACAUGCCGAAGUGUAAUUAACGCUUGUGUAAUCUACAUGUAAAAAGAAAAAAACAUCACGUAUAUAUAAUUUCACAUAGUAUAAGUUUUUUUAACGAUUAAAACUGGUUAACAAAGAGCUAGAUUAUUUAUCUAGAAAAUCGUUACAUAAAAUUCUUAGCGUUAUUUUUUAAUAAAUAGUAAACAAUAUCUAAGGCUAUAAUCAGUUAAAAUCUAGAGCUUUAAUCAUUUAGUCACUUAAAACUAAUACAGCUGCUUAUUAUUUCCUAAUGUUUGUAUUUUAUUACGGAAAAAAAACAAUAGAAUAUAAUAGAAUGAUUAUGUAACGAAUCGUUCAGAUGUUCGGCUUACAUCAUUCGGCAUUUGGCUCAUUGGCAGUUAGAUUAUUAAUCAUUUGACUGAUUGAUGCAUAAUAAGGAAAUUUCAGAUAUCAUUUGAUUGAUCAACAAAAAAUACGAGCCGAAAAUCCGAGCUCUAAUUAUGUAAUUAUAUAGAUACCUUUUUUGUACUGUAC
Messenger RNA from Wasmannia auropunctata (little fire ant), 3239 nucleotides. RefSeq names its product sprT-like domain-containing protein Spartan (gene mh). The transcript has 5 exons. Gene Ontology annotation, molecular function: polyubiquitin modification-dependent protein binding; single-stranded DNA binding; metalloendopeptidase activity. Lineage: Eukaryota; Metazoa; Arthropoda; Insecta; Hymenoptera; Formicidae. The record is from RefSeq and is a predicted model, not a curated record. The coding region runs from base 447 to 2420 and encodes 657 amino acids. Gene Ontology annotation, cellular component: nucleus. Gene Ontology annotation, biological process: DNA repair.